GCGCUGGUCUGUGUGAGAGGGCUGUGGGCGCAGAGCUGAGCUGGCUUUAGCGCUAUCACGUGGCUUUAAGGGCGGGGCUAUGCCAAUAAGGCUCUUAGAAAGUAGUAGGGGGUUACAGUAGGCGCACUGUCUGGAUGUUUGAGUCCAGCAUCGGCAUCGUGGCUGCCCCUCGGAAGCAGACAGGGGCGUUGACAUGUCAGUAAGGUGCCCAGGUGUACAAGAGGCGGGGCCUUUUGAACCGCCCCUGUAUUAAGCUGCUCGGGCGAUGCACUGCGUACUUGUCUCCUUCUUUACCGGUCUGAGCAGAUCAGGACUCCUUGCACCAUGAGCAUCAUCUACCACCGCCCGGGGAGUCUGAACUUUAGCAGCCGCUCCCAGGGCUCCCUUCCUAAUCGAAGCUCCCUGUACCGGGCUAGUUCGGGGGGCUUCCAGCCGGGCCUUUACCGGGGAUCAUCCUCCAGUGCCUUCUCCAACUCCCCGCUUUCCGCCUCGCCCGCUUUCCUCCUCUCCUCUCUGCCCAGCUUGGAGAUCGACCCGAAGCUGCACCAGAUCCGCACGGAGGAGAAGGAGCAGAUCAAGGGGCUCAACAACCAGUUCGCCUCCUUCAUCGACAAGGUGCGUAAGCUAGAGCAGCAGAACAAAGUGCUGGAGACGCAGCUGAAGCUUUUGAAGGGCAAAGACCAGUACAAAUCCAACGUGGGACGCAUCAUGGCAGCCCACAGCCAGCCCCUGAAGCUGCAGAUUGAUGCACUGAAUCAAGAUAAGAUGAAGCUGCAAAAUGAGCUGGACCACAUGCAGGCUCUUCUGGAGGAAUUGAAGAGCAGAUAUGAAGAUGAGAUCAAUCGGCGUAACCAACUGGAAAAUGAGUUUGUGGUGACCAAGAAGGACCUGGAUGACAUCUACUUGCAGAAAGUGGAUGUUGAGUCCAAGCUAGAGGGUAUCACCAGUGAAAUCAAGUAUCUCAAGCAACUUUUUGAGGAGGAGAUCCAGGAGAUGCAGUCUCAGGUCCAAAAUGCAAUGGUCACUGUGGAGAUGGACAAUAGCCGAGAGUUGGAGAUGAAGCACAUAAUUGAUGAGGUGAAGGAGCAGUAUCAGGCUAUGGCUGCCAAAAGCCGUGAUGAGGCUGAGCAGUGGUACAAGAACAAGUUUGAUGACAUGGCAAGGCAGUCCCAGAAGCACUAUGAUGAACUGAAAGGCAUCAAGGGGCAGAUUGCUGAGCUCACUCGCUAUGCCCAACGUGUUAAUGCAGAAAUUGAGGCAUUGAAGAACCAGCGAGCCAAUCUGGAGAAUGCCGUCACAGUGGCUGAAGAGGAAGGGGAGCAGGCCGUGCAAAAUGCCAAGGGUGCCAUCCAAGACCUGGAGGAGGCCCUGAAGCGGGCCAAGCAUGACAUGGCCUGCAGGGUGCGAGAAUACCAAGAACUAAUGAACAUCAAGUUGGCCCUUGAUAUGGAAAUCGCCACCUACAGGAAGCUUCUGGAAGGAGAAGAGAACCGCCGUGGUCCUAAAGUGGCAGAAACCUUGUCCCUUCUGGAAUGUGGGCAUCCUGGACUGGUGGGGAAUUAUCCAAACAUGGAGUGGGGAAGAAUAGCAAGGAUCCCAGAGCUUGCACAGCAGCAAACAGUGGGACAGUAUUCAGGGCAAACGGACAGAUGGAGCAACUGACCAUCUUGCUGAUGGAGGAAUGCCGAGCUGCCUGAAUCCUCUUCCUUCCUUCCUGAACCCUAUAACGUGUUUUUCUCUUCGGUCAGGAUGGUUGGCCAGGCUCCAAAUCUUCAUCAAGUUAGUGCUAUUGACAAACUGGAUUUCUAAACCCAUCCAUUGCUUAUGCAGCUGGGCUCCUGACACAGGGGAUGGCAUUGCCCUCCCAGAACAGGACCCCUGGAAACUCCUUUGCCAUCAACAGCUCAGUGAAGAGGCCCUUGCUGAUCAAAACCAUCGAGACCAAGGACGGGAAGAUCCUCUCAGAGGCCAGCCACUUCUCGGAGAAGUAGCUGUAGCAGGGCAAGGAGCAGUUGGGCUGGGUAGUUUAAGAAUAAAAGCCUCUAACUCA
Messenger RNA from Hemicordylus capensis (graceful crag lizard), 2050 nucleotides. Its product is annotated as keratin, type II cytoskeletal 8-like. Gene Ontology annotation, biological process: intermediate filament organization; keratinization. Gene Ontology annotation, cellular component: keratin filament. The record is from RefSeq and is a predicted model, not a curated record. Gene Ontology annotation, molecular function: structural constituent of skin epidermis. NCBI's taxonomy places the organism in Eukaryota, Metazoa, Chordata, Lepidosauria, Squamata, Cordylidae. The coding region runs from base 325 to 1662 and encodes 445 amino acids. The transcript is spliced from 9 exons.